Plasmopara halstedii is the source of this 885-nucleotide messenger RNA. RefSeq names its product C2C2-type Zn-finger protein. Bases 1 to 885 code for a protein of 294 amino acids. Gene Ontology annotation, biological process: mRNA splicing, via spliceosome. NCBI's taxonomy places the organism in Eukaryota, Oomycota, Peronosporomycetes, Peronosporales, Peronosporaceae. The record is from RefSeq and is a predicted model, not a curated record. Gene Ontology annotation, cellular component: post-mRNA release spliceosomal complex; U2-type spliceosomal complex. The transcript has a single exon.
AUGUCGUCAUUGGCGGCUACUCAGGCGGACGGCUACUACUAUCCGGCAGAAUGGCGACCUGAACAUGGCUCACUCAACUCGUAUCAUGGUUCCCAUCCCUUAGGUAAACGUGCUAAACAUCUGGCGAGUGAUGGCGUGUUAGUUGUGCGCUUUGAGAUGCCGUAUAGCGUCUGGUGUACGCACUGUAGCUCACACAUUGGGCGAGGUGUUCGCUUUAAUGCCCGCAAAAAACAGGCAGGUCGCUACUUUUCGACUGUAAUCUGGGAGUUUAGUUUGAAGUGCCCGAGCUGUAGUGGUGAGAUGAUAAUCAAGACGGAUCCUAAGGCGCGCGAUUACGAGCUUGUGAGUGGUGUGAAGCAGAAGGCAGAUAUGAAAGUUGCUGGCGAUAUGCAGACGGAGAAACUCAAUGAACCUGAAAUUGCCGCCAGGCUGCAACAAGAUCCAUUUUUUCAAUUAGAGCAUGAAAAUGAAGACAAGCUUGUAGCCAAGAAGCGGUCGCAAGGGCUCGUGGAUCUCAUGUGUUUACAGGACGCAGAGUUCAAGGACGAUUACGCUAGCAACUCCAUUUUAAGAACGCAACUAAGAUUAAAAAAGAAGCAGCACAAGAUUAGAGAAAAGGAGGCUAAGCGGUUGGGUCUUGGCAUUCCGCUGCUUGAUGAGCACCCAGACGAUGUGCUAGCGUCGAAAGUAGUCGUCUUUAAGAAUAAUUUGGAGAAGCGGUACAGGACAAAUGGUAAAUUAAAGCCGCGAUUUAGCAGCUCGAAAAAGCCCGUUACAUCUGUAAGUGCAGACCCAUUCCAGCACUUUGGUGACUCGGUUGGGUCUCAUCUGCAGCGGCUUAGAGCUGUCAAGCGAGCUGCCAAGAAGCGAUAUACACCAGCGUGA